Molecule: messenger RNA, 4218 nt
Organism: Prorocentrum cordatum
Lineage: Eukaryota; Dinophyceae; Prorocentrales; Prorocentraceae
Source: the annotation of a GenBank genome assembly
GCUGUGGUCAAUUCCCCGACAUCUACGACAGCCUCUGCGGCGCCUCCCACUACGAGGGUGCCUCAGAAUCACGUGCAGGCCCAGCUGAUGCGGUCGCGGCCAAGCUCUCGCAGAGUGCUGGCCUCUCGCCUGUGACCGCACCUGUGCCCGAAGCUGCUUCCUCCCCGCCGCCUGCACCGCCGGCAGCCGUGGCAGGCGCAGCCGACGGGACUGCGGCUGAGGGCGAGCCGCCUGCCAAGAAGGAUAUUGUCGCUGCUGUCAAGCAGCUCGAGUCGGCGCUGGCGGCCAUGUCAGACGAUCCCGAGCUGCACGAGGCGCGCCAGGCUAUCCAGGCGCGCCUGGACGCCAAGAAAAAACAGCUCGGGGACUUAAAGCCAGUCGGGAAGAGACUGGGCGACACCCGGGCCGCCCUGGAGCGCGCCUACAAACGCCAGUCUGCAGCAGCGGACGGCCUGGCGCUGGCGCAGAAGGCUGUCGAGGCGGCGGCCGACGAGGUGACGUCUCUCAAGAAGGCCGUUCAGGAGCUGGAGCAGCAGGUGGCGUCUGCGCACGCUGCGCCCCAGCCCGCCCCGAUGGACGAUGGCGACCCGCUCGGCCUCCCCAAGCAGCAGCUCAACGCUGCUGUGCAGGCUCUGAGCCAGUGCUCCUGCGUGUCUCCCGAGGCGGUCCAGGAGGCGCAGAGGCAGUCGGAGGACAUAUCCGCCAAGUUCCAGGUCACCCUCGAGCAUGCCCCGGCGCAGCCUGCGCCACGACGUGCUGUGGGCAAGCAGAGGCCUCCACGACUCCGCGAGCGGCUCAACGGCGAACAGCCUGCCAAGCGGUACAUCACGGAGCCCUUCACCAACCGGCUCCGCUUCGGCCUGCCCCGUAUAGCAGCCUGCACUGACGACCCUGCAGAGCAGCCUGGGUUGCAGGGUCACAGCGGGGGCGGAGGUGAUAAUGCUGCCCUUGCAGAUGUCACGUUUCAGAUCGCUCCUGCGAACGUGCAGACACUCCAGCUUCACCGUGAAGCUCGCUCUUAUGCCAAGAUCGCCACAGGGAUUCUUGUCCCCAAGGUGCAGCUGUUGGAGAUGGACUUUCACUCUGCUCGUCUUGAUGUGAUUGGGGUGCAGGAAGGCCGAUCCAGCACUGCGUGUGAACGCAAUGGCCUGCACUAUCGCAUGUACCCGGCUGCUGCUGACAAAGAUGGCAGCCAUGGGGUCCAAGUCUGGAUAUCCCGGGCUUCGAGGACCAGGACGUUGCAUUGGCACGCCGUCUCUUUCACGCUCAUGUAUGUUGUUGCAGCCUUGCCCAACCACGCUGUGGCUAUCUUCAUCUCCGGGCAUGCGCCCCACCUCCACUCAGCGGACGAUAUCAAGACCGCCUUCUGGUCACUCCUGGAUACCACCACCCAGGCCCUCGACCAGAAGUACCCGCACGCCAAUGUCAUUGGCAUGCUGGACUGCAUCGGUCGGGCCGGAUCCAUUCUGUGCGACGGUAUUGGCCCUGCUCAGCCUGAUGUCGAGAAUUCCAAUGGCGAGCUCCUUCGGAAGUUCGUCACCAGGCGGCAUUUCUACCUGGUUAGUGGCUGCGCCGUCCGGUACGACAUCGACCUUACCAAAAACUCCUCGCAGGAUCAGUCUCCCGUGGUGGCGACGCGCUUCCAAGAUGAGGUGUGGACGUACUCGCAGGAGCCCUCCGCUUCCAUCGAUGACCAUUUAGCCAGCCUCAACAUGUUCGUGCGGGCGGCAGCUCAAAGGCAUUUUGGACUUGCACGCGAUGCGCCCAGGAAGCCGUGGAUCACGCAGCGCACGUGGUCCCUCAUCAGCCAGAUUGCUCCUGUACGGCGCCGACUCAAUACUUCUCGUGGUGUGGAGUAUGAGUGGACUCAACGUGCUAUCCUUUCUGCGUGGCGCGCCACUGUUACACGUGAGCGACGUGGAGGCCUGCCCGAUGGCAUGCUGACUGUGUUCUAUGGUUGCUCUCCUUGGGUGCGGCAGGGUGAAGGUAUUGAUGCCAUGUACAAGGUACGUCAGUGCCAGUGGUAUGAAGCGUGCCUCCAGUCUCAUAUUCGCUGGCUGCAACACGCGGCGAAGCCAUUCUUAGAGGCUGAUCGCCGUGCUCACUUGGGCGCGCUUGCCCUCCAAGCCGACCGCGCGAUGGCAUCCAACGACUCGCGCGCAGCAUCUGCCGUCGUGCGUGCCAUGAGUGGAGCCUCCCUCAAGUUCAGCAGCUCAGUGUACAAGCUUGACGGCGCCCUCGCGGCUUCUCCCGCCGAAACGGAGGCAAGGUGGGUAGAGCACUACUCUAGCGUCUUCCGGGUCCAGAUCGUUGAUGGCGCCCAGCUCAUCGUUGACCCUGGCCCGCCCUUGCCGCCGGGAGAGCUCGACUUUGGACCUGUCGCGACCCAGGUUCGCCCAUCGCUGCGCGCUACAGUGCCCAAUCGGCGCAUUGCCUCGGGCGCCACGUGGCCCGCGGCCUGGCGCGGCGGCUCUUUCACCAACGUGUACAAGAAGAAAGGUGACCAUUACUGUUGCGACAACCAUCGCUCGAUUCUGCCGUCCGACCACGCUGGCAAAGCGCUCAUUGGUCGCCUCAAGCAGGCCUUCGACCCUAUUUACUUCGAGCGGAUGCCCUCGUCGCAGCGCGGUGCGAUUCCCGGCGAGGGCGCGGACCUUGCGCCCCACCUGGUGCGCUCUGCCGUGGCCGCCGCCGCCAUGCUCAACAUGUCGGUGUGCGUGCUUCUUGUCGAUCUGGUCAAAGCGUUCGACAAGGUGGCGCGUCAACUGGUGUAUGGCUGGGGGCCGGCACCGCCGGCUGACGGGGCCGCCUAUUUGCGCAGUCUUGGCGUGCAGCCUCCCGCAGUAGAGUGGGUCCUGCGCUACCUUGAUGAGCGAGGCAGGCAUGGCUGCAAUCUAGGCGCCUUUACCUUCAGCAGCGUGCACGGCAUUGCCAUGUACUUCCUGCGAUGGGAGUUGCAAGAGGCCGGCAUCGUCUUUCGACUUCGCGUCCCUGCUGGAGCUUUCUGGGCCGAGCCUGAUGAGAACAACCAUGACACCGAACCUGUCAUAGACGCGGCCUUCGUCGAUGAUGAAGCCGUCGGUCUUUUGUCCACGUCAGCGGGCGCUCUCAACUCAGCGAUCGAGGCGUUUCUUCGCAUGUUGACUUCUGUGUUCAGUAAGCUUUACUUGGACAUCAACUGGGCAUCCGGGAAGACGGAAGCCUCGAUAGCGUUGCGUGGUCACGGCGCAGUCCCUGCUCGCGGGCGGUGGCGGCAAGCUGAUGGACGCCUACGCAUUCCCGUCCCUAGCUCCGCCGAUCUCUUCUUGAAUGUUGUACCAUCGUGCAAACAUCUUGGCACGCUGAUGUCCAGUGCCCCUGAUACGUUUGCCAAUGCUAAGCACCGGACUUCUUCAGCUAUGGAGUCAUGCGCCCCAGUUGUUUUCAAGUUGUAUGGCAAUCCGAACGUGUCUUGGCAUCACAAGAAGAGUUUCCUACGUAGUCUUUUCUUGUCUCGUGAGCUCUUCAACGUGCACAUUACUGUCCCGAGUGCCAGGGACAUGGUCACUUACAACACCUGCUACAUGCGCACUCUGCGCCGGAUUGUGGGCGACACGCGAUUCAGCAGCGACACUGAGCACACCGACAUAGAAGUAAGGCGUCUGCUGGACAUGCCGUCCGUCGAUUGUUUGAUAUCUUGUGCACGCCUCGCGUACGUCAAGCGAUUGCUCAGUCUUGCCCCGCGUGCUUUGCUUGGGCUGCUCCAGCUCCGGCGCGGUGAGCGCAGGCUCCCGUGGGUGCGCCAGCUUGCUCAAGAUUGCAAUUCGCUCCGGGAUCGCGGCCUCGUUCCUGACACCCUUCCGCCGUUUUUUGAUGAUCCUGACGGCUGGCACCAAUUCAUCCUCUCCUCUAGCUGGUCAGACGCUCACGAAUCCUUUCACUAUUUUGAGAGUGCAACUGACCGUGUACAGAAUGCUCAGCCUGCAGAUGGCGAGCGUCAGUUGGCUCAUAAAUGCCACCGAUACCAGCGCUCCUUCGCACCGAAGCGUGCGCUAGACUCGCAGGCCCGCGCCAAGCACGGCGACCGCCUGCUCAUACCUUGUAAGGUCGCCGCCAGCACUUGCCCGUGCUGCGGCACUGACUUCAGAGAUCGCCUGCGGCUCAUAGCUCCUUCAUCCGACCGUAGACGGCCCAAGUGCCAAGACUGGAUCCUCGCACACUGUUCCGCGUUGUCGAGCG